Messenger RNA from Neogale vison (American mink), 6891 nucleotides. RefSeq names its product coagulation factor V (gene F5). The record is from RefSeq and is a predicted model, not a curated record. NCBI's taxonomy places the organism in Eukaryota, Metazoa, Chordata, Mammalia, Carnivora, Mustelidae. The transcript is spliced from 25 exons. Gene Ontology annotation, molecular function: oxidoreductase activity; copper ion binding. The coding region runs from base 175 to 6294 and encodes 2039 amino acids.
GCGGCCCAGGGCGUGGACUGGAGCUACCGGCCCGAGACCCCCGGGCCCAGUUCGAAUCCUUUCUUUAAGAAAAUUGUCUACAGAGAGUAUGAACCAUAUUUUCUGAAAGAAAAACCACGAUCCAAAACUUCAGGACUUCUUGGGCCUACCUUGUAUGCUGAAGUUGGAGACAUCAUGAAAGUUCACUUUAAGAAUAAGGCAGACAAGCCCGUAAGCAUCCAUCCUCAAGGAAUUAAAUACAGUAAAUUCUCAGAAGGUGCUUCUUACUCUGACCACACGUUCCCUGUGGAGAAGAUGGAUGACGCCAUAGCUCCGGGCCAGGAAUACACAUACGUGUGGAAGAUCGGUGAGGACAGCGGACCCACACACGAUGACCCUCCGUGCCUUACACACAUCUAUUACUCCUAUGAGAAUUUGAUACAGGACUUCAACUCUGGGCUGGUUGGACCUCUGCUCAUUUGUAAGAAAGGUGCCCUCACUGACAACGGGGUUCAGAAGAUGUUUGACAAACAACAUGUGCUGAUGUUUGCUGUGUUUGAUGAAAGCAAGAGCUGGAGCCCAUCAUCGUCUUUAAUGUACACAGUCAAUGGCUAUGUGAACGGAACAAUGCCAGAUAUCGCAGUUUGCGCCCAUGACCACGUUAGUUGGCAUCUGAUUGGAAUGAGUUCUGGGCCGGAGCUGUUCUCCAUUCACUUCAACGGCCAGGUCUUGGAGCAGAAUCAUCAUAAGAUCUCGGCUAUCACCCUUGUCAGUGCUACAUCCACUACUGCAAACAUGACUAUGAGCCCGGAGGGAAAGUGGAUCAUAUCUUCUCUCGUCCCAAGACAUUUUCAAGCUGGGAUGCAGGCUCACAUUGACAUUAAAAACUGUGCGAAGAAAACCAGGAAUCCUAAGAAACUAACUCGUGACCAGAGGCGGCACAUGAAGAGGUGGGAAUACUUCAUUGCUGCGGAGGAAGUCAUCUGGGACUAUGCACCUGUAAUACCAGUGAAUAUGGACAAGAAAUACAGAUCUCUGCAUUUGGAUAAUUUCUCAAACCAAAUUGGAAAACAUUAUAAGAAGGUUGUCUACAAACAGUAUCAAGAUGAAUCUUUCACUAAACGUAUGGAGAAUGAUAAUAUCAAAGAAGACGGGAUCUUGGGCCCGAUUAUCAGAGCCCAGGUCAGAGACACACUCAAAAUCGUGUUCAAGAACAUGGCCAGCCGCGCCUACAGCAUUUAUCCGCACGGAGUGACCUUCUCUCCGCACGAAGACGAGGCCAACGCGUCCCUGACUUCAGACAACACGACCAUGGUCAGGGCCGUGCGACCCGGGGAGACGCACACGUACAAGUGGAACAUCCUGGAGUCGGACGAGCCCACAGAGCACGACGCGCAGUGCCUGACGAGGCCCUAUUACAGCCACGUGGACGUCACCAGGGACAUCGCGUCCGGCCUCAUCGGCCUCCUGCUCAUUUGCAAGAGCCGCUCCCUGGACAAACGAGGCAUUCAGAGGGCAGCAGACAUCGAGCAGCAGGCAGUGUUUGCUGUGUUUGAUGAGAACAAGAGCUGGUACAUUGAGGACAACAUCAACAAGUUCUGUGAAAAUCCCGACAAGGUGAAACGUGACGACCCCAAGUUUUAUGAAUCAAACAUCAUGAGCACGAUCAACGGCUAUGUCCCUGAGAGUAUACCCACACUCGGAUUCUGCUAUGAGGACACCGUCCAGUGGCACUUCUGCAGUGUAGGAACCCAGGAUGACAUCUUGACCAUUCACUUCACCGGGCACUCAUUCAUCUAUGGAAAGAGACAUGAGGACACCUUGACCCUCUUCCCCAUGAGUGGGGAAUCUGUGACGGUCACCAUGGAUAAUGUUGGAACUUGGAUGUUAACGACAAUAAAUUCCAAUCCAAGAAACAAAAACCUAAGGUUGAAAUUCAGGGAUGUUAAAUGUAUCCGGAAUGAUUACGAAGACUCGUAUGAGAUUAUCUACGGACCUCCCGCAUCUACAGCCAUGACUACACGGAAAAUGCGUGACUCUUCAGAAAACAUGGGUGAAGAGGUUGAUGAUGACGAUGAUUACCAGAACAGCCUGGCUUCUUGGCUGGGAAUUAGGUCAUUCAGAAAUUCAUCACUUAAUCAGGAGGAACAAGAGUUUAAUCUUACUGCCCUAGCUCUGGAGAACAAUUCUGAAUUCAUUCCUCCUGAUACAGCUCUUAGUUCAAAUUCUUCUUCCCUAAGUAAUAUUAGCAGGUUUACUGUCUAUAACUUUGCAAAACCUCAAAAAACUCUUCCUCACCCAGCAGCCACAAUGGCUGGCCCCUCUCUGGGACACAUUGGCUUAGACAAGAACUCAGCUCUCAACCGUUCGACAGCAGAACAUUCCAGCCCUUAUUCUGAAGACUCUGUAGAGGAUCCUCUACAGCCAGACAUCACAGAGAUAAGCCUACUUCCAUUUGAUGCAGAAGGAUUCAGGGGUCAAGAACAUGCGAAGCAUAAGGGAUCCAAGAAAGGAAGAGAGCACACAGCGAAGCACAGGUUCUCCCAAGUGGAAUUUUCAGCACAAAAAACUGGGAGAUACUUAAGCCAAGGCAAUUCUUCUCCUUCCAGAAUGGGAUCCUGGGAAGAUUUUCCCAGUGAUCCGUUACUCUUAAAACAAAAGAAUCCAUCCAAGGUUGUGAAUGGGAAGUGGCAUGUGGUGUCUGAGAAAGGUAGUUAUGAAAUCGUUCCAGAUGCUAAUGAAGACAUGACUGUUGAUAAGCUGCUGGACAGCCCCCGGAAUGCCUCAAGGACUUGGGGAGAAAACAUCCCUCUCGUAAAAAAGCACAGAAAGCAGAGUGGCCACCCCAGAUUUUCUGGAAUUAGAAAUAAAUCUCUCCAAGUAAAACAGGACAGAGGAAACAGUGGAUUGAAGAAAAUCCCUUUUUUCAUUAAAACACGAAAAAAGAAAAAAGAAGUGAAGUUUGCACACCAUAUUCCUCUAUCUCCAAGGGGCUUCCACCCUCUAAGAGGAAAGGCCAAUACCACAUUUUCAGACAGGAGACUUGAUCACUCAUUGUUACCCCAUAAAUCUGAUGAAACAUCUUUUCCCACAGACCUCAAUCAGACAUUCCCCUCUGUGAAUCUGAGCCUGUUAGCCUCACUUCCUGACCAUAAUCACAAUGCACCAAAUGACACCAGUCAGACAAGCUCCCCUUUAGAUCUUUAUCAGAUAAUACCCCCAGAAGAAUACUAUCAGGCAUUUCCUAUUGGAGAGUCUGAUCAAAUACACUCCACUAUAGACUCUAGCCAUACAUCUCCUCCAGAGUCUGGCCAGAUGCUCGACUAUGACCUAAGAAAAAAGCCAUUCCCUACUGACAUUGAUCAAAUGUUCCCUUCUUUGGAACCUGAAGCCUGGCAGGCAACUCUCUCUGCAGAUCUCAGUCAACUAACCAUUUCCCCGGAUCUUGACCAGACAACAUUUUCUCCAGACCUCAGCCAGACAACCCUGUCCCCAGACCUCAGCAAGACAACCCUUUCCCCAGACUUUGACCAUACAACCUUUUCUCCAGACCUCAGCCAGACAACCCUGUCCCCAGACCUCAGCAAGACAACCCUUUCCCCUGACUUCGAUCAUACAACAUUUUCUCCAGAGCUCAUCCAGACAACAUUUUCUCCAGACCUCGACCAGUCAACCUUUUCUCCAGACCUUGACCAGGCAAAAUUUUCUCCAGACCUUGACCAGACAACCUUUUUUCCAGACUCUGACCAGACAACAUUUUCUCCAGACCUCAGCCAGACAACACUUUACCCAGACCUUGACCGGACCAGCUUUUCUUCAGACCUCAGCCAGACAACACUUUCCCCAGACCUCAGUCAGACACCUUUUUCUCCAGACCUUGACCAGGAGACUCUCUCAUCAGACAUCAGCCAGACAACCCUUUUUCCAGACCUCGAUCAGAUGCUCCUUUACCCAGACCUCAACCAGGCAACUCUCUCUCCAAACAUUAGUCAAACAGCCCUUCCUCCUGAUCUAGAUACAUCACUUCCUCCAGACCUUGAUCAGACAUCCUACACCUCUGAAUCUACUCAGUCAUUGCUUCUUCCAGAAUUUGGUCAGAUUUUCCCUCAUCCAGACAUUGGUCAGGUGUCAUCUCCUACCCUAAAUAACACUCUUAUGCCAAGAGAACUUAACCCACCAGUCGUAAUAGGCCUCAGUGCAAAUGAUGGAGAUUAUAUUGAGAUUAUUCCAAGGCAGAAGGAAGAGAGCAGUGAAGAAUACACUGCUGAAAUUGAUUUUGUGGCCUAUGAUGACCCUUACCAAACUGAUACUAGGACAGACAUUAACUCCUCCAGAAAUCCUGACAGCAUUGCAGCGUGGUACCUCCGCAGCAACAGUGGAAACAGAAAAUAUUAUUACAUUGCUGCUGAAGAAAUAUCUUGGGAUUAUUCAAAAUUUGCUCAAAGUGAAGACGUUGAUGAUGAUCCAGAGAACACCAUAUACAAGAAAGUCGUCUUUCGGAAGUACCUUGAUAGCACUUUUACCAAACGUGAUCCUUUGGGGGAGUAUGAAGAGCAUCUCGGCAUUCUUGGUCCUAUUAUUAGAGCUGAAGUGGAUGAUGUCAUCCAAGUUCGUUUCAAAAAUUUAGCAUCCAGACCAUAUUCUCUUCAUGCCCACGGGCUUUCCUACGAAAAGUCAUCAGAGGGAAAGACUUACGAAGAUGACUCUCCUGAGUGGUUCAAGGAAGAUAAUGCUGUUCAGCCAAAUAGCAGUUACACGUACGUAUGGCACGCCACCACCCGAUCCGGACCGGAGAGUCCCGGCUCUGCCUGCCGGGCCUGGGCUUACUACUCAGCAGUGAACCCGGAAAAAGACAUCCAUUCUGGCUUAAUAGGUCCCCUUCUGAUCUGUGAAAAAGGAGUCCUUGAUAAGAGCAACACGCCCAUGGAUAUGAGAGAAUUCGUCUUACUUUUUAUGAUCUUUGACGAAAAGAAGAGCUGGUACUAUGAAAAAAAGACCCAGUCCCCCAGGCCUUGGAGACUUGCAUCUUCAGAAGUCAAAAACUCCCAUGAGUUUCAUGCCAUUAAUGGGAUGAUCUACAACUUGCCUGGCCUGAGGAUGUACGAGCAAGAGUGGGUGAGGUUGCACCUGCUGAACAUGGGCAGCUCCCAGGACAUUCACGUGGUUCACUUUCACGGCCAGACCCUGCUGGAAAACGGCACUCGACAGCACCAGCGGGGGGUCUGGCCCCUGCUGCCUGGUUCAUUUAAAACUCUUGAAAUGAAGGCAUCAAAAGCUGGCUGGUGGCUGCUGGACACAGAGGUUGGAGAAAACCAGAGAGCAGGGAUGCAAACACCGUUUCUCAUCAUAGACAGAGAAUGUAAGAUGCCGAUGGGACUAAGCACUGGUAUCAUAGCUGAUUCACAGAUCAAGGCUUCUGAGCAUUUAGGUUAUUGGGAACCCAGAUUAGCAAGAUUAAACAAUGGUGGGUCAUAUAAUGCUUGGAUCACAGAGAAACCUUCAACAGAACUUGAUGCUAAACCUUGGAUCCAGGUGGACAUGCAGAGGGAAGUCGUACUCACGGGGAUCCAGACUCAAGGGGCCAAGCAGUAUCUGAAGUCCUACUACACCAUGCAGUUCUCCGUGGCGUACAGCUCCGACCGCACGAACUGGCAGAUCUUCAAGGGGAACAGCACCAGGAACGUGAUGUAUUUUGAUGGCAAUUCGGAUGCCUCUACGAUAAAAGAGAAUCGGUUUGACCCACCUAUCAUGGCUAGAUAUAUUAGGAUCUCUCCAACAAGAUUCUAUAACAGACCAGCACUUCGGUUGGAGCUGCUAGGCUGUGAGGUUAACGGAUGCUCCGCACCACUGGGUAUGGAAAAUGGAAAGAUAGAAAACAAGCAAAUCACAGCUUCCUCAUUCAAAAAAUCUUGGUGGGGAGAUUACUGGGAACCCUUCCGUGCCCGUCUCAAUGCCCAGGGUCGUGUGAACGCCUGGCAAGCCAAGGCAAACAACAACCAACAGUGGUUACAAAUUGAUCUGCUCACAAUCAAGAAGAUAACUGCCAUUGUAACCCAGGGUUGCAAGUCUCUGUCCGCCGAGAUGUAUGUGAAGAGCUACAGCAUCCAGUACAGUGACCAGGGCAUGGAAUGGAAGCCUUACAGGCAGGGGUCCUCCAUGGUGGCCAAGAUUUUUGAAGGAAACAAUAAUAUCAAAGGACACGUGAAGAACUCUUUCAACCCACCCAUUAUGUCCAGGUUCAUCCGCAUCAUUCCUAAAACAUGGAAUCAAAGUAUUGCACUUCGCUUGGAGCUCUUUGGCUGUGAUAUUUACUAGAAUUGAAUAUUUGAAGACAUAGGAAGGACUCGUAAAGCUAUCAAACCAUUUAGAGCAGGCAAUGUAUUUUAUAGCUUUUUAAACAUUAAUUUUCAGUAUUUUCCCUUUUUUCUAUUAGAGAAUAAAAUUUUAUAUAUGAAACUUUCAUAAGGUAAACUCCUUGCUACAAUUCAGUGAGAUGAUAGCUAUUAAUUCUUAACUGAUCUGAAUAUAGAUUGGAAAAAUACUGAGAACCAACAAGCAAAUGGCUUCUUUCACAAUGAUUAAAAAUGCUAUGUAAAGUAAUAUUUAUGUAGUUAGCAAUGCUUCAUUAUAGUUCUUUUAAAACCUACACACACUAAUAAAAAAGAUACUACUUUAAAAAAAAAUUUUUUAGACCUGGAUAGUUUUCACUCCUACCUUUAAAAAACCAAACCAAACCAAACAAAAAUCCCUAUGAUUUAAGAGUAAAGGAAACAAGGUUUUAAAUGGUUCAUUUUUCUUAACAUGGAAAGAAAAAAAAUCAUACCAUAUGUAAGAAUGAGUGCUUGAAGUACCCUGUCUUACCCAAACAAUGAUUUUUCUGACCCUCUAUGAGUAAAGACGCAGUUGUCCCAA